Molecule: messenger RNA, 1000 nt
Organism: Ostrea edulis (European flat oyster)
Lineage: Eukaryota; Metazoa; Mollusca; Bivalvia; Ostreida; Ostreidae
Product: multiple epidermal growth factor-like domains protein 10
Exons: 6
Coding region: 47-763 (238 amino acids)
Molecular function (GO): scavenger receptor activity
Source: RefSeq, a predicted model, not a curated record
AGUACAAGGCAAUAUUGGUCAGAAAACAUUUUGAUUGUUUAUUUCUAUGAAAAUGUAUGUGAAGAAUUUCUUAAAGACAUUGUACUUUAAUUUAUGCUUAAAGGAAUUGUUUAGCCUUGCACUAAAUCUAACAGGGGACGGAUAUUGUAAUGAUAAUACAGGGGGCAUGAGAUGUUGCGCGGAUUACAGAAAUAUUUCAGGAAGAUGUGAACCAUGUCUAGGAUCAUAUGGAUUGCACUGUAAUAGAAUUUGCCCGGAUGGAUAUUAUGGACAGGGAUGUAAAAGGAAAUGCAACUGUUUGCCAACUGAAUCAUGUCAUAAAAUACAUGGUUGUUCAGCCUGCAUAGGAUCUUUUGGAGAAAACUGCAGUGAACCCUGUCCUUUUGGAUUCUUCGGCAUUGCUUGUCUUGAAAAGUGUAACUGUAGCAGUGAUACGCACUGGUGUGACAAUAUUUCCGGUUGCAAGAAUAAAGAUACCGCCUGUAGAGGAUCGUUUGGAGAAAAAUGCAAUGAGCCCAGUUCUUUAGGAUUCUUCGACUUUAACUGCAGUGAAAAUUGUACCUGUAGUAAUGAUACGCAUUGGUGUGACAAUAUUUCUGGUUGCAAGAUUAAAGAUGGUGGUAUGCAUGUCACACAUGUUGAAGGGGAGGGUCAUUCUGGCAGGGACGGUGAUUCACAACCGGAAGGACGUAUACCAUCGGUGCGAUCUGGAAGGCUAAAUCAUGUCAACAAGGAGCUAAAAAUGAUCAACGGUGAAUCAUGAAAAACUGUUACUCCUCCAUGAUUUCAAUUACAAGACACAUACGGUCGAUGCAAUGGGAGCCCCGAUGACUACGAUUACUUAGAUUUUCUCCAACAUUACAUCCAACCGCCAGUGUCUAAUGUAAGGGGGGAUUAUAGCAAGUUGAUCCCAAAUAGACCAACUACUUACUUUACAUUCUCAAUUAAUGCUUUGCAAUAGUAUUUAUUAAAGAAACACUAAUUACAUGUAUAUUCAUUU